AUGAAGCAAGUCGUGAAUGCGUGGAGUGUCCUGCUGCUCUUUACCGGGGCUGUCGUCAGCCAUGGAAGAAAAAUUGUGCAGGACCACCACGCUGCGAUUGAGACAGACGCAGACAAGGAGUUUGGUACGGCCACGCUUCAGCGAUUUGAAGCGAAGGCCAUGCAGUUGCUGGCUCACCUCGAAAGCAAGAUCAACAGCGUCGAUACUCACCGUGUUGAGCAGGAUGCACCGCAGAUCGUCACCAUACCGCAAACUGCCACGCUUCCAGCACGCAACACAUCGCAUCCGAUGGAAAUGUUCGAAGGAUGCAAGGCUUCGAGCCCUGUGGAGGCUUUGCUGCGGCGAACCAGCCAAGUGCACGAGGAAGAAACCCAGGAGGCUGUCAAUGAGUCGACUUCGUUGGGUGCAAGGUGUGCACUGUACCAGAUGCCAAUGACGUACUAUCGUUGGGAUAGAUCCACUGCAAGCAGUAGCUGCUGUGACAGCCGCAGCAAGGACUGCAGCGGAUGUGAAAGGAUGGGAAGCGGCAAAUGCACCGUGCGCGAAUCCGCUUUUGUCAAGCUCAAGGGAGACGACAUGCACACCGCAUGCAUGGACAUCGUCUGGGUGAAUGGCAAAGGAAAGACGUGCCAGCAGUUGAGUUCUGCGGACUGCAACGACUUCCGAUUCCAAGGCACCAGCAGCCGAGAAGCCUGCUGCAAGUGCGGAGGCGGUGUCAAGACGGCUACAUCUUUCAAGUAUGACGACCAUGCGUACAUUCUUGGUGAGCACGUGUCCAUGUGGCCGCAGCCUCGCACGGCCACGCGCUACGGUCUCAACGAGAACUGCGAGUUUGCCAUGUACAACUUGACGUUGAACGGUGCGACUGGCGAGGUGAGCUUCAUCAAGGGCGCGGGGAAGCCAAAAGAACCUUUCAGAAUCAGCUGCAAGGUCACGGCCUUCCAGCCGCAUCACUUGUUCUUCACGGCCACCGUGACAGUGACGAUGGCUGAGCUGUCGUAUGGCCCUUCUCUACUGCUGUUCACGCCGAAGACGAAGAGCUACACCCUGCAGAAGUUUUCUCCACCCAAGAGCCACUGGAAGGACUUCCAGAUGAUGUGUGCGCCGGAUGCAAAGUGGGUGACGAUGGACAAAACGGGGGACUUGAAGCUCGCAGAGGCGAAAGAGACAGGUGCUGUGGACAGCGUCAAGGACGUCUACAAAGGCCAGACGGCGACGGUCUGCCAUGUCUUUGGGCUGCUGCGAAAGAGCCCUACUGCAGAGUGGGAGAAGAAAGCCGUCGAUUUUAUCCUCGUCAAGCCGAAGCCCGCGAAGAAGUUGUCCUACUCUACGAGCCUCAUCGCCAGCUCCAUUUCGCAAGUGGUGCCGCCGGUUCUUCCGGUGCCCUUCAAGGAAGGCGACAUGGCGCCGAAUGCGUACACAAUGCGCUGCGACAAGGCGGGCUUCACCUUCGACAGCAUCCAUGGCAUCGGGUUCUACGAUGGCCAUCCCCUGCUGGAGCUGCAGCCCAAUGGCCAGCUGAGCCUCAACAUCGGCCCAUCCUUUGUGCACAUCUUCGAUAGCAUGGGCAGCAGCAAGCACAACAGGAAGAUCGGCUUGCUGGACCUGAAGCUGAAAUGCCGCAUCUUCGGCUCCUUUGGGGAUGCAGAACUCGAGCCCAUCUCCGCGCGCAUGGACAUCGUGGUCUCGGAUUCUACUUGUUGGGUCCAGGAGAAGAUGCCAUAUCGAAAUAUCAGGCGUUGGCACGGCGUGAACAGCCAUGCCGAAUGCCAGAACACUUGCAGGAAUACGGCGAGCUGCUCUCACUACCGCUACAUUCGGCGCGGCGCUGGCAGUGCCAAUGCCUACUGCUACGACACCAAGCGAGACGAGACCAGAAGCACCGCCACCGUGUGGUCCAAAGUUCCAGAUUGCAAUCCCAUGAAUACCUGCGUCAAAGUGGAUGCACCGACCUGGCUGGAGCGAGGCAUUUACUGCCCCGUGGGCUACGACAUUGACCGUCAGAGCAUGACGUACCUCAAGGAUGGAAAGACUCCAAAGGAGACGAUCUAUCUGCGCCGGUACAAGGCUGGUGUUGACCGAACAGUGGAUGGCUGCAACAGCGGCGGAUGGUUGCUGCAAGAAAAGGACGCGAACGACUUCGUGAGCUUGUCUAAAGGAGUUUUCGAGUUCUCCGGACCUCUUGUCGGCUGCAAGGUGAAGGGGGUGAGCUACACCGGCCUUCCUUGCGAGCAGCCGGGAAACAUCACGGAGGAGGGAGCUGACAUGCAGCCGAUUAUCUUGGACGACCCGAACACAGAGGAUCCUGCCGACUUCUGGCUCCAUCCGUGCGAUUGUGCGAGCAAGAUGUGGGGCGACAAACCGCCAGUGGAUCCCCAGGUUUUCGCGCAGAUGCCGCCUGAGUCUCCUGACGAGUUUGUUCCGUCCCCAAUGCUGAUCGUGGAAGGACAGUUCGUCUGUCCCCCCGGCUACAUGCUCGGGGAUGGGCCCCUUUUCGAGAGCGACAUCGAGUCCAUGGAGGUCGGAGACUGUGAGAUUAGAUGCAAGAACAAUGACGACUGCCACUUCUUCUGGCACGGUUCGCAGCAUUCUGCGAACACCUGCCGGUUGUACUCGAGAUGUGACAAUCUUCUACGUGAGCCCGGUGUGGAGGGCGUGCUGAAAGCAGUGCCUCGUUCGCCCGUGUGCCUCGUGAACAACCCCGAGAUGUGCUGGACCAAAUCGAUGCGACGCUACGCUCUGACUAGUCAGCAGCCACCCGGCGAGUUCCAGUUCCUGUACUGGACUCUGCAUGCCCAAUGCGACUACAUGCUCUUGCUCGGAGGCUGGGGAGUCAGCGCGUGCACACGCCCGUCCCACCGCACCCUCAAAAGCCAUCGGUGGAAGCAUAAGAGGCUUUUGCCUGAAGAGUUCGCUCACGGCACGAGGCUGAAGGCCACAUGCUGGAACGAGCGCUACAAGGGGAUCCGCUUGGGGAUCCGUGGCGAUGAGGUGGCCACCUGCGUAAGCGGCAGCUGGUUCAGUUCGAGCAAUCUGCCCGGCUUCGGCGACUUUUCCUGCGUCGGCUGUGUGCAGGUCGGCACGAGUGGAUUCGGCGAUGUAGAAGCCAAGCGGCAGCAGGAGCUCUACUACUUCAACAAGCUUGCGCUGUCGAUACACAGUGAGGUCAAUCCUAUCGCCGAUGCAAAGGUGAAUUGCAUGGAGCCGGUACGCCCCAAGGCGGGUCAGGAGACCUCGCUUCCCAAGGACCUGAAGAAGGUGCACACUUUCGACCUCAAAGGGCACGACUUCACGAUCAUCAACGAUGUGAUUGGCGACCAAACGCUAUGGGCCAACAACGAGGCUUCGAAGAACAAGUAUACUUACCAGAGCUUGCCGGAGGCUUUGGCGGCUUGUGCCGCAGAUAGCGACUGCUGGUUUGUGUCGCGGUCCGAGGGAACGAAGGUGGGCCUCGCACUUCGACGGUUCGACUUGCGGAAAGGGAACACGGUCCGGUUCGUUGGUGCCAAGACCUGGGUGAAGUCCCUCGCAAAUCCUUGCAUCGGCAACUGUGCCGCCCUGCGGCCGGUGAAGUGUGGCCCUGGCGUCAGCGCCUGUGGCAGAUCCCUUGUCGAUGGCCGCAAGGCAGGAUCCUUGUGGGGAGUAUCUCCUCAUGCGCGCUCCCACCACUGCCACCAGAAGAAGUGGGUCCAGAUCGACCUCGGAUCAAUCAAGGCGUUUGAUCAGGUGAAGGUAUUUGGCUAUGCAGAUGGGCGCAGAUACUGUGGCCACUCUAUCCUGGUGUCCAACAACGAGAAAGACUGGAAACACGUGUAUGCGAACAACGGUUGGAAAGCGCGUGAGCAUGGCAAAGGUAACACCUUCAACCUUGGCUCGCAAGUCGGUCGUUAUGUGCGCGUGUAUGCCAGCAGGAGUACCUCCAAUAUUGGCAUCCACCUCCUCGAGGUUGAGAUCUACCGAGCGGCAGUGCAUCAGCCAAAGCUACCCGGGUCCCACUGGAUCACCGACCAGCACGUGAAAGAGCUGCGGGCCAAGGCCAGGAAGCCUUCGGUUCUCCAGGAUGGCUUGGUCAUGUACUACUACUACGGUCAGUCGCACUGCAAUGUCCCCGACCUCGGCAAACUGACACCCGAACACUACGUGAUUGUGCCGAAGGUGUCUGGGUUUCCCGGAAUCCGUCAACAUGAUCAUUUCUGCGUCAGGUGCAUUGGAUUCGUGAACAUCAGGAAAAGAGGCCAUUACUAUUUCUACACGUCCUCAGACGAUGGCUCCUUGCUGUACUUAAACGGGCAUCUGAUCGUCAACAACAACGGCUGUCAUGCAAACCAGCAGCGGGGGAGUACCCGGCGCUGGCUAGAAAAAGGAAGGCACCGCUUGGUGGCGGACAUGUGCGAAAACGCUUGGGGUCAGUACUUCGAGGUGAGAUAUAAAGGACCGGACUCUGGCAAUCGCGUGAUCGCGAUACCGCGAUCUGCCCUGAAGUAUGAGAAGGCUGCCACGGAGGUGGAGCUGAAGGACGGUGCGGAGUGUAAUUACUAUUACGGCCGGCACGAUUGCAACGUACCGAACCUUGACAAUCUGAACCCGUCCCAUAUCGUGACCGUGCCAGAGAUCUAUAUGAGCCAGAGCAAAUUCACUGAAAUCAAUCAGGCCGACAACUUUUGUGCCAGGUGCACUGCCCAGGUUGCCAUCACGAAAGAGGGGCACUACAAGUUCACGACUGCAUCGGAUGACGGCUCUCUCAUGUACCUGAACGGGCAGCAGAUCGUCGAUAACAACGGCUGCCAUCCCGAACAAGAGAGGACGAGCAGCAACCAGUGGCUCACGCCCGGCUACCACCUGGUGCAAGUGGACAUGUGCGAAAACAAAUAUGGUGAGGCGCUGAAGCUGCGAUAUCAGGGGCCUGACACCGGCAACCGCAAAGUCAAGGUUUCGAAGUCGGUCCUGAAGCACGAGAAGGCAGGAUUAGAGUGCAAAUACUUCUAUCACCGGCAUCACUGUUGGCUCCCAGAUCUCGGCCGCCUGCACGCUCAUCACACUGUUACCGUGCCGGACAUUUGGAUGGACCAUGGCAAGUUCCCUGCCCAUCGUCACCGCGACGCCUUCUGCAUGAGGUGCAGUGGCUACCUGGUCAUCAGGAGGGCGGGCCACUAUCGGUUUUCGACCUCCUCUGACGACGGCUCCUUCCUGUUCAUCAGCGGACACAAGGUCGUCGACAACAACGGCUGCCACGGCACACAGGAGCGCCAAAGCACCUGGAGAUGGCUCCACGCAGGAAAGCACAGGUUCACCGCCGACAUGUGUGAAAAGGGGGGUGGAGAGUCGUUCAAGGUGAUGUACCAGGGACCGGACACUGGCAACCGCAAGAUCAAGAUUCCGAAAGAGUCGCUGCUCAAACCUGGAACGGCCACCAACACCAAGUCGUUCCAGGCACUGGACACAGUGAUUGCAGACUUCCGACAGCACGGCACGCUGAAAAGCGGCAAAAUUGUCUUCAGCAAGCACUCAGAGAAGAUAACCUGCAAAAUCUUUUGCGAUGAUGUUCUGGUGCAUGAGGAGUACCACAAUCACAUCGGUCACAGAGACCGCGAGGUGAGCAUCCCAGAGAUCUGCAAGGGGGCCCGCAAAGUCAAGCUCCAAGGAGGUGCCGCUAACGGAGGAACUUGCGGCUUCAAGAGCAACAAGUUGGAGUUGUUCAAGUUCAUGCCGACAAGGACCCUGACGAAAAGUCAAGUGAGCACCAUCAAGGACAGGGCGGCCUCCUGCCGUGCUCGCUACUCGGCAAGCGGCCAAGUGACAAUCAAGUUGGACGAUUACGGGGAGAUUGCGCCUGGCAACAAGGUGAACUUUGGCCGCCAUGUUCGUUCCAAAUGCGAGGUCCACUGCAAUGGGAAGAAGCAGACGGUCUACAGCGGCCGACGGCGCCACAGGCAUCGGCAGACUUUCGAUGUCUCCAAAGGGUGCAUCGGUGCAACGACCAUGGUCCUUAAGGGUGGUGGGAAGUGCGGCGGUUGCCAGAUUGACAAAGGACACCUGAAGGUCUCUCCCUAUCCGACGCACCCCUCGGAGGUGAUGAUCCCGGCGAAGAAGAUCGUUGCCUGGUUCAAGAGUGAGGACGCAGGACCUACCUGGCGAAGCAGCGUCGGCAAGUUCACCGCAUCGGCUCGGCGACGGAAUGGAGUGGUCGCCUACAAAGCCCGCGGUUAUGGAGCCAAGACUCCUAUCCGCUACAUCCAAGGCCAUACCGGCCAUCAUUUCGACUUCGGGAGGGUUUUGCAGGAUCACUACACGGUUUGCUCCGUGACCCGCUACCUCUCUGCUGGCUCAACAGGGCGAAUCCUGACAGGCAGCAAAAGCAACUUCCUCCACGGGCAUCACGCAGCAGGGGUUGGCCUGGCCUAUGCAAAUGGCUGGCAGACUCCGACGGGCCUUCGCAAGAAGAGCACCAAGUGGCUCACAAUGUGUUCUUCCCCCGGUGCCAAGUACGUCUUCGUGGACGGUGUUGACGUUGGCACCCACAAGACAGAUUCUUAUGUGGACCAGCACCUCGAGAUCAACGGUCGCCUCUGGCCCAAGGAAAAAUCGGACUGGGCUGUCGCAGAGCUGAUCACCUGGAAUUAUAUCCUCACCAGGGAACAGAUGAAGGAGGCAUCCACGUAUCUAAUGAAGAAGUUGAUGGUGGGAGGUGAGAUGGAUGCGUGCAAGGUCAUCCUGAAGCAGCCGGAGCACUGGAGGGAUUGGCGGGGCAGCUACAACAAGCAGGUCCUGAAUCGUUUACGGUUGCACAAGUCGACGAAACGCGUUGACUUGGCCCUGGAUUCCACGUCUGGUUGGUGUUCUUCCUCGAACGGCGGACACCAGUGGGUGGAAAUCGACCUGCGAGCAACGGAGAAGGUAAUGGGCAUCAUCAUCCAAACCUUCCACAAGUCGGAUGACUAUGUCUUUGCUUUCAAAGUUCAGUACAAAGCAUCAGACAAAGGCAGCUGGAGAACGAUCCCGAACCGCUUCACGGGUAUGUCGCACAAGACUGAGGAUCACGUGCGAGCAUACUUCGCGGAGGCCGUGGAAGCCAGGUUUGUGCGUCUUACCAGCUUCUGGUGGCACAGGAACAUCUGUCUUCGAGCUGCAGUGAUGCUCUGCAAGACGCACUUGGAAAACGAGGUGAAUCUGCUCCAAGCAAAGACGUGUCCAACGAACUACAACAGCGAGUCCUGGAGUGAGUCGGAUUCGGGUAGCAGGCACCUGCGAAUCGGUGGCUCGCCGGAUUGCCUGCGCGUGACACAAACAAAGAAGCGGAUGGCCCUUCUUUCCGCAACUUGUGACGGGGACGAUGUCCACCAGAUGAUCCCUUCGUCGGAUAUCGGCUACCUUUUCACGAUGCUCCAUCGGAACAGCUGGCUCCAGGACAAUGUGCUUCUGCCGGGCAUCAAAGCGGAGUACUUCUACAACCUGAAAGCGGACCAUUGCGUGAUUCCAGAUCUCAUGUGGCGUGCACCUGACAAGGUGGAAGUUUUACCGAAGCUAGACUUCUGGAAGAAGACCAGCUGGUCAGGCCUCAAGCACAACGACAAGUUCUCGGCCAGGAUGAGUGGUGUGCUAAUGAUCAAUGAGCCAGGUUGGUACGAAUUCUGGCUCUGGGCGGACGACUCUUCCCGCAUCUUCCUAAAUCACAGAGAGAUCGGGAGCCUCGGCGGCUGCGGUGCCACGCGCCACAGGUACGUCAAGCGGAAGCUGACCAUGGGGAGCUGGCCAGUUGAGGUCCAGUUCUACGAAUCCGUGGGGGAGGCUUCCCUGCGCUUGGAGUACCGAGGGCCGGACACGCACAAGAAGAAGAGGAUUGUGCCGGGGACUGCUUUCGCCCACAUGGCGGAUAAGACGCAGUGGAUGCCGACCUCUGCAAUUGCACGCGGCUGUAUUGGAAACACUGCCCUGGGCUCCUUGCAACCGGACAUGUUCCUCGUCAGCGACUUGGCCAAAGGAGUUCCAGUGGACUGCCGCUUCGUGCCCCUGCUCUCGAAGGAGCUACCUGUUCAGAUUGCGACGACACGCUCUUUCAAGGACAACAGCUGGCCUCUGUGGUGGGAGGAUCUCGAGAGCUGGGAGAUGGCUUGUCCUGAAGGUAAGGUGCUCCAGUCCUUGGACAUGCUGAAUGUGAAUAACAAGCUUCAGGUCAAGUACACCUGCGCCACAGCAUCGGGUCUCGGACAGUGCUACCCAAGUUGGACGGACCAGCAAGAUGCGCACGAAUUCAAGGAUUCUGUCCUGUCGAAGAGCAUCUUGAAGCGCUUGCACAUCGUCUGCCCACAGCACGACCUGCUGAGUGCCGUCCACUUCGAAUACUCCGAAGGAGGCUUGUGGGCGCGCUUCAAGUACGUGUGCUGCAAAGAAGCAGGUGCUCCAGUCGCCAUGGUGUCAAAAGGACCGGACCAUGCCCGAGUGAAUCGCCUUGAGGGCACUUACUGCCCGGAGAAGGUUGGUUCCUCUGGCCGCUUGGACUACAUCCAGAAAGCGUGGGGUAGCUGGCAGACCAAGAAGCUCGCGAAGUUGACUUUCAGCGAGGUCUCGGGCAAGUGGUGCAUUGGAAGUGAUUGUUCGAGCCCGGGCGACAACGUGGAGCCGAUGGGCUUGCAGCUCGGCGGCUUCGAUGCCACAGACGUCAGCGACUUCGACGGGAAGUUCGAGGCGAAGGGCGUGAAGCCCAACACUGGAGGCCUCCUGGGCCAAUCGCCGGUGCCCAAGCUGAAGCCUCCACCACCUCCCAGGCGGCCGAAGGCUCCCAAAAAGCCCAAACUGGAGACCUUCGAGCCGGAGAUGCCCAAGUACUCGGACAAGUGCGUCGGGUACGGAGACUUGUGGAAGAAGGUCCAGGAGACGACCGUGAAUGAGGCCGGAGAGGAGGAGUCCAAUGCAGAGGAGCUGGAAACCGAAGAGGAAUCACAAAGCGGAUACAAAGCUAUGCAUCCUUGCGACCUGGCGGCUGCCUACGGCGGGGUCCGGAGCAAGUGGGGCGGAGGCGAUGGCAAAGCAAUCCCGAAGCCAAUGCCCUACAACGAGCUGAUGGGUUGCCUGGACCGAGAUGGCGCCGUGUCCUUUAAGGGCCAGGAGAUCAUCCGGCAUCUGGGCUUCAUCAUCGAAGGCAUGAACCUUCCUGCAGCCAUUGCCUCGACGACGUGCACCUUGGCGCCGGAGAUCCUCACAGCUCCAAUGGGCUUCGGAGCAAGCGCCGACUUGGCCGAUAUUUGCAAGGGCAUCGUCCACUCAGUGACUGCGGGCGUCAAGCUUCUCAAGUACGCAGGAUCGGAGAUCCUCCGGAGCCAAAUCAAUAAAGCUGCCGCGGCAGACUGCGCCGCCACCCAGGCGAAUUUCGCGCGAAUGUUCUGUGAUGUUCAUUGCGUCCGGGAUGCGGUGAUCCGAGGUGACAGGACCAUCCUCCGCAAUCUGAAGAAAGCCACAGACAUCACUAAUGGCAACGCUGAGAAGCUGGCUGAGUGGAUUGUCAAAACCCAGCAGCUUGACGUCUCUUGGCUGGCGGAGAAGAUUGACCACCAAUCCGUGGUGCAGAGCUUAGAGUCCAACAAGCAGUUCACCAACAUCAAAGAGCUGCUCAACGGUGGAGACAAGAAGGAGUUGUUCCUUGCGAUCAAGCAACAGACAAUCAAGCUGCAAUCGGAGCUCCGCGGCUAUGUCGAUGGAGCAUCCUUUGGCAAGGCAUCGCUACUUGCAGCCAGCGAUGCCCUGGAGAAGUUCAACGGCAACAGCAAGUCCGUCCUCCAAGAUGGCAACAGCACCGAGCAAGUCUUCGGGGCCUUCGACAGCUUGGUGUCCCUGAGAGCCAAACUUCGGACCGCCUCAGAUCAACGCAGCAGGGUGGACCACAUCGCAAUGUCCGUGACGCAAGGCGCCCGUCAGAUGCAAGAGCAGCUGAAGCUGCAGCGCGCGACGCUGGGUAUCUACAGGGAGAAUGGGAACCGCACGCUUCAGGCAGCACGUCAGAGGUCCAGCUUGGCCACCUCUGAGCGCCACGCGAUGGUUCUGGACCUGGAUCGCAUUUGGUGGAAAAUCCGUGGAGCUGUGGAUUCCUAUGUCGAUGAGGCAGAGAACGAAAUCAACAGUUUCGAGUCCGGAUCACAAGCAAUGGCGAACUACCAGCAAUGCUCCAUGGACUUCGCCAGCCUCCUUUCCGUCUACAGGCACACCAUGGCGGUCACCGACACCUCCCACAGGGCCCUCAAGAAGACUUGGCGGCUGUGUUCGAAUCUCAUUGGCGAGUUGGCAUCCCACUUGGAUGACGGCGAGGCGUUCGUCACCUUCCUCCAGCAGGAAGGCUGUGCGUCCCCUUUGGCCUUCCAGACCCUGGAGCAGGUUCGUGACGUCAUGGGCAGCUUGAGGAUGCUUUACCAUCGCUUCGCCGUAUCGGGCCUGGCUUCACCAGAACUCAGCUUCGUGGAGUCCACGGUAGAUCGGAUCAAGAAGACCUGGUCAAGUGCACAAGCAGUUGUUUGCAAUCGGACCGCACAGCUUCCGAUUUGGUACUUCAUGCCUGUGGACACGGAGAAAGCCCUCGAGCAGCUGGAAGUGAUGCGGCCGUAG
Molecule: messenger RNA, 10590 nt
Organism: Symbiodinium sp. CCMP2456
Lineage: Eukaryota; Dinophyceae; Suessiales; Symbiodiniaceae
Source: the annotation of a GenBank genome assembly